AUGGAGACCUGUGUGGACGCUCAUGUGUGGGCCUGUGUGGACACCUGUUCCUCCUGUCUAAAUACUACCCAUAGUCUACUUGUACCCUACUCUGUGUGUGUCUGUCUCCCCAAUAACAUAUGGCUGUACCUGGCUGUCCUCGUGGGCCUGUACUACCUUGUGCGCUGGUACCGGGAGAGGCAGGUGGUGAGCCACCUCCGAGACAAGUACGUCUUCAUCAUGGGCUAUGUCUCUGGCUUCGGGAACCUGCUGGCCAGACAGCUGGACAUGCGGGGCAUGAGGGUGCUGGCUGCGUGUAGGACAGAAAAGGCGGUCGAGCAGCUGAGAGCCCAGAUGUCAGACAGGCUAGAGACAGUGACUCUGGAUGUCACCAAGACAGACAGCAUCACUGCAGCCGCCCAGUGGGUAAAGGAACGUGGUAGAGACAGAGGACUCUGGAGCCUGAUGAAUAAUGCCGGCAUCUCCUUCUCCUCGGCCCCCAAUAAGUGGCUGACCAAACGAGACUUUGUGACCAUACUGGACGUGAACCUGCUGGGGAUGAUCGAGGUGACUCUGAGCCUGCUGCCCUUAGUGAGGAAGGUGAGGGGCCAUGUGGUCAACGUCUCCAGUGUGGCGGGUAGAUUGUCCCUUGUAGGUGGCAGCUACAGCAUCUCCAAGUUCGGUGUAGAGGCCUUCUCAGAUUCCCUCAGCCACCGAGAUGCUCGGACCUCUGAACUCCUUGCACUCGGCCUGUCUGUGUUGCAGGAGGGAGCUCGCCCCUUUGGGGUGAAGGUGGCUGUAGUUCAGCCUGGUACCUUCAAGACGAACAUGACCAACACUGAGAGAGUUUUUCUGCAGGUCCAGGAGGUGUGGGACCGGGCCCCACCCGAGAUCAAGGAGCUCUAUGGCGAGAAGUUUCUGGCAUCCUACCUCAAAUUACUAUCUGAACACCUUUUGGCAAUAUGCAAUGAGAAUCUGUCGGAGGUGACAGACUGCAUGGAGCAUGCGCUGACAACCUGCCACCCCCGCACCCGCUACUCAGCUGGCUGGGACGCCAAACUCUUCUACCUCCCCAUGAGCUACAUGCCCACCUUCCUGGUGGACGCCAUCCUCACCUAGGGCCUCCCAAGCCUGGCCAAAGCCCUGUGACGCCGGGACUGUGGCACUUGUUUGGGUGGGGUUGUAUUCUGUGAGGGGGUGUUUCUCCUAGGGAGAGGAAAUAGAGUGGAAGGUGAGAACUCUCAUGUCAGCAGGUCACCUGUCGUACC
Microcebus murinus (gray mouse lemur) is the source of this 1247-nucleotide messenger RNA. Lineage: Eukaryota; Metazoa; Chordata; Mammalia; Primates; Cheirogaleidae. The record is from RefSeq and is a predicted model, not a curated record.